Messenger RNA from Sclerotinia borealis F-4128, 2553 nucleotides. The record is from the annotation of a GenBank genome assembly. Lineage: Eukaryota; Fungi; Ascomycota; Leotiomycetes; Helotiales; Sclerotiniaceae.
AUGUUCAUCACAAAGUUUGAAGAGCGGGAGCCUCAUAGGGUAACCAACUUGGUCCCACCGCAGAGCCUUCGUAUUUUUCCACACCCAUGCCUAAAUGAGUCAUGUUCUGAGUGCAUUCAACAAUAUCGAACCGCGGAAGAGCAACGUUUCGGGUCCCACUGUUAUACGCAGACAUCCCUUACUAUUGGAGAUGUCUGGCCGUCAAAGAACCUUGAUGAGAAUGUGAUGGCAUGCCGCGAACUUAGCCGUCAGCACGCUCUUGAGCGCCCUGGUCGCGCUCGGGACGCUCAUAGGGCAAAAGAUCUUGCUAAUAGUAUCCUUGCGGACCACGAAUAUCUAAAACGCCAAUGCGCCGUCUAUGGAGAUAAAAUGAUUCAACGAUGGAAAGGAUACAAAGUUGACAAGCGCGAAAAAGUCCUCAAAGAGGCAGAUCCUCAUUUCAACCCCAGCCAAUGGGUGCAUAUCGACAUGCAAGUGAAUUCUGAUAAAUACAAGUAUCGCAUUGGCAGAAGUGAAACAAAGAGAAACCACCUUUUCUUCGAAUAUGUCAACAUUGAGGCUUUUAGGGGAGACAGUGCUUGCCUGUUGAACCUGUUAUUCAACCGAGCUCAUUAUCACCCAGAGGAGUUUGUGAUUUUCGACAGUUGUCAACUGAAAUUGACGUGGCUGGCUGGCGAUGUCGAUUUAAGUUAUAGCCCAGGCUGUUUGAUAAUGCAGGGUACAAAAUAUGGAGAGCUAGUUCACUGGGAUAAAGAUGCAGCCCAUAGGUGGGAUAUCAUUGGCUUUCCUCGAGCAAGAUUGAUCCUUCAGGCGCAAAAGGCAUUGAUGUAUCUCCUUCGUCAGAUCGUGGACAAGAUCCUUCAUGACGUCGAUAAGGACUCGGGCCCGAUAGCAGCCCAGUCCGAUCAAGUUCGCUCAUUAGAGUUCCGCCAGUCGGAUAUCCGUGGCUUCUCAUCAUCAUAUUACAAUGAACCAUACUCCGUCCCCCUAAAAUUUGACAUCAAUAAGUUAUUUGGCAUCGCCAAGACGCAAUUGGAGGUCAAGAAAGACCAUCUUUGGCUGUUGCAAACAGAUCCAGCUUACGCGAAAUACUGGCUAGGUAUUUUGAGCGAAGGGGGUCUGGUGCGAGACAAAUCGCUCGGUUUCAACAAGGAAAGCCUCCUCGCUGCUGAUCUCUAUGCGGAGCUGCAAUCCAUUCGAUUAUGGACAGAGGUGGUUCUAGAAAUAGAAAAGGUGAAGGAGCUGCAUGAUUCGAUCCGAGAUCAGAUCAUAAGAGGCCAAGCCCUUCCCCCAAAGUACAAUCGAGCUCUUGGCGCACUUGAGGUCUUGUUGGUUGACUAUAUGACUAAGUUGUCAUCACACCUUUCGAUCUCCAUUGUCCAGCGACCAGGUUUUAGCAAAUGUAAAGACCCGAAAUUAAACUAUUCGCACGACCCUUUAGACUUCUUAUUGCAACAUCUACUGGGAAAACCUGAUACAUCCCAAAUCAAGUUUUCGAGGGCGAUGAUAUUCCGUCAUUUGGAAAACCACCUCAGGAACGCCUCAAAAGAGGAACGGGCUCGUAUUGAUCCACCCAGCCAUGAAAAGCGUGUUCUUAAGGAUGUGGAGGAAUUUGAGAAGGGCGACUCUUGGCUCUAUACAGAGAAGAGUUCAUUCUGUGAUUCCCCUGAUACACCAAAAAGUUCAGGACCCAAAAUUGCUAGAUUUUUUGAGAGAUUUUCAAAACUUCCUCUGCCAUCAGGAAAGAAAGACGAGGAUUGGAUCAAAUCAGAUGAGGCGUCACGACAAGCUUUGUCGGAUGUCUGGGAAAGCAUACGCGCCUACUGGAAGAUGCAAUUGAGAUAUCUCGGGAUGAGCGAAGGUAAUAUGGAGAUCGAAAUGCGUACGUUGUCAGCCGAUAUAGAUCCCGAAUAUGUCGCAGAUAUUACCGCAAAUUAUGGCAAGAUCAGAGCCAAGAUGGAAGAGUGUCGAGAAGCUAAAGCCAAUAAUUCAUCCAAAGCACCUGUUCAGAUUCAAACAAACUGGGGCGGCGAAUCUGUAACAGCAUCCAAAAUUCCGACUACAAAGAACACGAAGAAGAAGACCAGACCACAAGAAAACGCACCAAAUAGCAAUAGCGCUAUAGUAGAUACAGCACAGAAGGCCGUGGUUAUCACAAAUACGCAAGAAGAAACGACCCCUAAAUUGCGCAUCGAGGUAAACAAGAAAAGAGUAUUCACACUCUUGACUUCAAUGUAUCGAGAUCUGGGAGACGAUCAAGACAUGCGCAAUGUCCCAUGGGAAGAGUUCAGGCACUCGAUGGUGGAAAUCGGAUUCGACUGCACCAAUGGAGGAGGCUCUGCUGUAAUGUUCACUGCCAGUAGCCGCCUGGGUCGGGCUGAGGGGCGCAAAAUCAGUUUCCACAGACCACACCCCGAGUCACAUAUUGCCCCGAUAGUACUUCAAGUUUGGAGGAAGCGUCUAGCCAAGCAUUUUGGCUUUGGAAACGAUACUUUCGUGUACAAAAAGCCCGAAAACACCGAUAGCCAGAGUGAUCUUGUUUCUAAGUCCUGA